CCGAUGUGAGGACAUGGUCGUUUAGAUUCUAAACAUUCGCCCUUUGAACUGGGGCUACUUCAUUCCUUCUGAAAUCUUGCUUUAAGCCUUUAAUCCCAAAUACAAUUCUAGUAAAAUCUGAAAACGGUGGAACGAAUUCGAUUAGAGAAUGGAAGUAACUACUAAUCAGACUGACAUGGAAUCCAAAGAAAAGAAUCAAACAAUUUUCCGAUGCAAGAAAUGUCGAAGGAUUGUUGCUUCAGAGGAUAAUAUAAUUCCUCAUGAGCGUGGAAAUGGACAGAAAUGCUUUAAAUGGAAGAAGAGAACAGGUGAUACAACAAAUGAACUUCCUGAAUGUUCAUCUAUGUUUGUAGAGCCUAUGAAAUGGAUGCAAGCAGUUGAAGAAGGUAGUGUGGAACAGAAGCUUCAGUGCAUUGGUUGUAAUGCGCGUUUGGGUUCGUUUAAUUGGGCGGGUAUGCAAUGUAACUGUGGAGCAUGGGUAAAUCCGGCAUUUCAGCUGCACAAGAGUAAGGUAGAUGAAUGUCGGUUUUGAAGGGUAAAUUUGUCAUUUACUUGUGGUUUUAGGCUAAGUCUGAACUUGAUUUUGAUAGUUUGAUGAGUUUUCAUUUGAGGUGUAAAAUUUGAGAAUUAUUCAUCAUAAGCAUGCACGAUAAAGAAAGAUUAAUUUGAUAUA
Messenger RNA from Lactuca sativa (garden lettuce), 673 nucleotides. Its product is annotated as dual specificity protein phosphatase-like protein. NCBI's taxonomy places the organism in Eukaryota, Viridiplantae, Streptophyta, Magnoliopsida, Asterales, Asteraceae. Gene Ontology annotation, molecular function: protein tyrosine/serine/threonine phosphatase activity. The record is from RefSeq and is a predicted model, not a curated record. Gene Ontology annotation, biological process: protein dephosphorylation.